AUGAGUAACGGAGAUGGCAGUGUUUAUGUAAGUGGUUUUUAUCGUAUUUUGAUUAUGUAGUACAUUUGUAGUACAUUAUUGAGCCUUUUUGAUUUCGUACUUGUUUUUACAGUAUUUUCCGUUUAUUAUCUUGUAUUUUCGAGUCUUCUUUUAUUUAUGUGUUAGUAUUCCUUUAAACCCUACCACCCUCGUCAAGGAAUCAGCGACGUAUUUUACAUUAUUGAACUGUGAUAGAAAAGGAUUAAAAAUUGUUUUUUAUACCUAUUUCAUUCCAGCUAAAAGGCUCCAUUGACUACAAAAUCGACCGCUUCAUCUCAAAUGGCCUUUCGCCUCGAACAAGUCCUGAAUUCGAGCUUCUACCCCAAGAACUUAGUGAUGAACCCAAUCCAAAGAUCUACUGUGAGUUGGUCGUCUACCCGAAUGGUGAUGCGCAAGUAAACAAGGGUAGUAUUGCUUGUUUCGUGCGAUUCCCCAAACUCCCACCUGAUUACAUUGUUGAGAUUGAUAUGGAAUUGAUCGCGAACAACUAUUCUACUGACAGAUUUAUGAUGUUUGAGUCGAAGAAUCAAAAGUCUUGGGGAACAGACAGUUUGGCGAGGAGAGACGAGGUGUUGGCCCAGAUGACGGGAGAUGAACUUACUGUUAAAUGUCUGGUUGAGGUUUUUGGAAAGACCAGUAAAGAUGAACAGCCUAAUUAG
Molecule: messenger RNA, 698 nt
Organism: Bursaphelenchus okinawaensis
Lineage: Eukaryota; Metazoa; Nematoda; Chromadorea; Rhabditida; Aphelenchoididae
Source: the annotation of a GenBank genome assembly